Lates calcarifer (barramundi perch) is the source of this 1954-nucleotide messenger RNA. Its product is annotated as phospholipase A and acyltransferase 2. The record is from RefSeq and is a predicted model, not a curated record. Gene Ontology annotation, molecular function: glycerophospholipid phospholipase A1 activity; A2-type glycerophospholipase activity. Gene Ontology annotation, biological process: N-acylphosphatidylethanolamine metabolic process. NCBI's taxonomy places the organism in Eukaryota, Metazoa, Chordata, Actinopteri, Centropomidae. Bases 1279 to 1821 code for a protein of 180 amino acids. Gene Ontology annotation, cellular component: cytoplasm. The transcript is spliced from 5 exons.
CUACUGACUGCUCGGAGAAGAAAUCUCUCACUUGCCUCAUCCUCAGCUGAAAGCUUACUUUCUUUGAUCAAUUCCAAUUUGGCCUGUUCCGUCUUUUUCUAACUCUGCUUUCAACUUGAAUUUAUCAUGUUCAAGCUGUAACAAAAGGAGCUCUUUUUGCCUUUCAAAUGUUAAACCGGUUGUCAUCACAGGCGGAGACAACACGUUAACGUGAGGAACAUCUGAUGCACUCUCAGUUAAAACUUUCUUGUCCCCCCAGAUUUGACUUUAAUACGGCCUUCACUCUGUCUGUCUCUUAUCACCACAUCGAUGACAUAUUUUUCUGUUAUUGUCAGCAACUGCUCUUUAGUACACAAGUCCAACAGCUCCUCCAAAAAAUUCCUCCACCAUACACACACAUACACACACACACACAAACAAACAAAAAGGUCACUUGAGGUCACUCGAGUGUAUGGAUGUAUCUCAAGCGACUGUAGUUUAAAGACACUGGUGUCUGCAGGGUCAAGUUGCUGGUUAUUCAGUACUCCAGGCUACAAUUACACCAUGAAGACAAAAGAACACUUUAAGUAACUCAGAGAAAAGGUUACUGAAAAAUUUAAGUUAGGGGAUAGAUACAAAAAAAUUCCAAGUCACUGAACAUCCCCUUGGAGUUCAGUUAAAUCCAUCAUUAAGAAAUGGAAGGAAUAUGGCACAUCUGCUUAGAACAGGCCGUCCUCAUAAACUGAGUGAGCAAGAAGGAGACUAGUGAGGACAUCCACCAAGCCACCUAUGAGUCCUCGGAAGGAGUUAAAAGCUUCAGCAGCUGAGAUGGGAGAGACAACUGUGGCACCUGGGUUCUUCAUUGGUUAAAGCUUUAUGGGAGAGUGGCACAGAGAAAGCUCCUAUUAAUCUCAACUAGAGUUUACCUAAGGGCAGAGCUGAGCUUUGUGGCCAUCAGACUAGACGCUAUGUUUGGUGGACACCAAACACUGCACGUCACCACAAACACACCAUCCCCACUGUGAAGCAUGGUGGUGGCAGCAUCAUGCUGUGGGGAUGCUUCUUGGCUGCAUGCCCUAGAAGGCUUGUUGAUGGUAAAAUGAAUGCAGAAAAAUAUAGGGAAAUCCUGGAGGACAAUCUCAUCCAGUCUGCAGGAGAUCUACGACUUGGGAGAAGAUUUGUUUUCAAGCAAGACAAUGACCUGGAGCAUAAAGUGAAAGCUACACAGAAAAGGUUUAAAGACAACAAGGUUCUGAAAAUCAAACCAGUUCAAGGUUUACAGACGAAAGAGACACUGAGAUGGCUUCGACUCAGUCUGACAUGAAACCACAGCCUGGGGACCUGAUAGAAAUCUUCCGAGGCGUCUAUGAGCACUGGGCUGUUUACAUUGGCGAUGGCUUCGUUGUUCACUUGGCACCACCUGAUGAGGGCCUGGACGGAGGCUCUGACACUGUGGUGUCUGUCCUAUCACUCAAGGCUAUAGUGAAGAAAGACAAGCUGUUGGACGUGGUGGGAAAUGACAAUUGGACGAUAAACAACACCCUGGACAAGAAGUACAAGCCCUUCCCAGCUGACAACAUUGUGAAGGCUGCCUGUGUGCUGAUAGGCAUGGAGCUGCCUUACAGCAUCAGCAGGUUCAACUGUGAGCACUUUGCCAAUGAGCUGCGCUACCACAAGGCUGUGUCCCGGCAGGUAAAUGCAACAGGAAAAAAAGUCCUAGUUGUGGUUGCAGGUGUAGCCAUAGGCUUGCUGGUGAGUCUGGGCAUUCGAUCACUGAUGACCUGCCAAGAAGAAGAAGGAGAAGUAAAAGAAGAAGAAGAAGAGGAGGAGAACACACAGUGAUUGAAGUCCUAAGUCAAUGAUUCACUGGCUUGAUUAACAGAUCACAAGGUCUUUUCUGCCACUUAAAACGUUUCAAAACAAAAAAUAGUUUACUUGUUUCUAAAUUAUUUGAAUAAAGAAUAAUUUGAGUGAA